ACUGAAUCAGCCCCUACACACACACACACAUACAUAUACAGAUAUUAAAACCGUCACACAGGGGGAAGCGGCAUUCGGCAUUGGCGCUGUGUUUUAUACGCGAUGCGAUUUUGUUGGCGUGCAGACGUCUUUACGGUGAAAAACAAAUGAAAAUCAAAGUCGAACGAGCGCAUAAAACUAUCUAAUUGGAAACAGAACAAGUAUAGAAGCAUAUCGAAUCGAAUUUUUAUCGCCAACUCGCAAGCUAAACAAAGUUUGCGUGAAUGUGUGGGUGUGUGUGAGUCAGUAAAGGAAAGUGCAUUUGCAAUUUCAUGAAUGUAUGUAUGUGUGUUUGUUUGUGUUAAUUACGUAGCAAAGACGUGAAAAGGGUGCUGCCACAGCGGCACCUACGAGCGCACCAGGACGUUUCAAUUGGAGUCAACGAGUUGCGUUCAAUUUGUUGCAUUGAAGUGCAGCUAAACCAAGAACCUGUUGUUGUUAUUAUUAUUGCUAGUGGGCCAAAAACAAAGUGCAGAGGAAACGAACGGAAAAAUCGAUUGUGCUCAUUUUUGUUUUGGUUCAUGUUUGUGCAGAAUUGUGUGAGUCUGUAUGUGUGUGCGCUUGUUGUUGUGUGUAAGACUUAACAAGAAGAGAUACAAAGACGUCGCGCGUAUUGCAACAAUAACAUAAUCAAGACAAUAAUUCUCAAUAACAGUGUCCAUUAUCCAGAGGACAUCAAUGCACAUGGCAUGACUCAUGCAACGCUGCAUAAUAAGGCUACAAAUAAGCUAGAAAAAUGAAAAAUCAUCAAAAGUAUGCAAAAUUACCCCAAGAUUUGGAUUUGAGCUUUCAAAGUGAUUUGGAUUUGCUGCCGGACACAGCAGCCGAUAUCGAUGAAUAUAAUUUGAGUGGCACGCCACCUGCUGGUUUAGUACUAAACGACGACGACGACGGCGACGACGAUAACACUGGCGGUGUUGGUGGCGACGACGGCGACGGCGACGACGACGAAGACGACGAAAUUGUCAUUGCAGCGCAGGUUGUGGGCGGCGGUAAAGGGGGCGGCGGACUGCGUUUAGCCACGCGUAAACAGCGCAAACAGCGCAAACAACAGUUGGAGCAGCUGCACAACAACAAGAAUAAAAUCUGCGGACUGGGCAGUGAUAGUGUUAUCGAGACGGGUCUAACCCUCACACCCGAGAUGUUGCUCUCUACCUCCGAGUCAUCGACGCACAGCGCUUCCGAGGUAGCAGGACGAUUGCAGGUGGAUGUGCGCACCGGUUUGAAAUGGACAGAGGCUAAAUAUCGGGCUAAAAUCAUUGGCCAUAAUGAGCUAAAUGUUAUUGAGGAGGAGCCCACUUGGAAGAAGUACAUUGAGCAGUUUAGGAAUCCUCUUAUUCUUUUGCUCCUGGGCUCCGCUUUGGUCUCGGUGAUCAUGAAACAGUUUGACGAUGCCGUCAGCAUAACCAUUGCCAUAUUGAUUGUGGUCACAGUGGCUUUCAUACAGGAAUAUCGCUCCGAGAAAAGCUUGGAGGAGCUGAAGAAACUGGUGCCGCCAGAGUGUCAUUGUUUGAGGGAGGGACGCCUCGAUACGUUCCUGGCACGUGAACUUGUGCCCGGAGAUGUGGUGUAUCUCAAUGUGGGAGAUCGUGUGCCCGCCGAUGUGCGUCUCUUCGAGGCUGUGGAUCUCUCAAUUGACGAGAGCAGUUUCACCGGUGAAACGGAACCGGCUCGAAAGAUCACCGAUGUUUUGCUCAACAAUACGAACACGAAGGACCACAGCAAUAUGAAGAAUAUUGCAUUCAUGGGCACCUUGGUGCGUUGUGGCAAUGGCAAGGGCGUUGUGGUCAGCACCGGGGAACGCAGCGAGUUUGGUGAGGUCUUCAAGAUGAUGCAGGCCGAGGAGGCGCCCAAGACGCCGUUGCAGAAGUCAAUGGAUAUUCUAGGUGCCCAGUUGAGCUUCUAUUCCUUUCUCAUCAUUGGCGUCAUCAUGUUGCUGGGUUGGCUGCAGGGCAAACCCAUUUCGGAGAUGUUCAACAUUAGUGUAUCCCUCGCUGUUGCCGCUAUUCCGGAGGGUCUCCCCAUUGUGGUGACCGUCACUCUGGCUCUGGGUGUCAUGCGAAUGGCCAAACGCAAUGCGAUUGUCAAGAAGUUGCCCACCGUGGAAACCCUGGGCUGUGUCAAUGUCAUCUGCUCGGAUAAAACUGGCACGUUGACCAAAAACGAGAUGACGGCCACGAUUAUCAUUACCUCCGAUGGAUAUAUGGCGGAUGUGACUGGAGCCGGAUAUAACGAUCAAGGGGAGAUUCACAUUCGUCACUGCAACAAUGUGGAAAUGGCCAAGACCAAUAUCACAAAUCUAUUGGAAAUUGGUGCCGUUUGUAAUAACGCCUAUAUACAGAACGGCACACUCCUGGGACAGCCGACAGAGGGCGCUCUCGUGGCAGUUGCCAUGAAGAAUGGCAUGUAUGCCACAGCUGAGAAUUAUGUACGCAUUCAGGAGUAUCCCUUUAGCUCGGAGCAAAAGAUGAUGGCCGUCAAGUGUAUUCACAAGUACAACAACAACAAGGAGGAGAUCUUCUUUGCCAAGGGCGCCUUGGAAACCCUUUUGCCCCAAUGCACCAAAUAUCAAUUUGGCACCCAGACGGUGCCACUGACCAAACAGAAUGAGGCUGAAUUCCUUGCAGAGGCUUAUGAAAUUGGACGCAAGGGCUUGCGUGUCUUGGCCCUGGCCAAAGGACGUUCCAUGCAGGAUUUGAUUUAUUGCGGUCUUGUGGGUAUUACCGAUCCCCCGAGACCCCUCGUUAGGGAGUCCAUCGAGAUGCUGAUGCAGAGCGGCGUUCGUGUCAAGAUGGUCACUGGAGAUGCACAGGAAACUGCAAUGGCUAUUGCAAAUUUGAUUGGCAUUGACACCAUACACCAUCAGACGCUGUCUGGCCAGGAGAUGGAUCAAUUGAAUGAGCACCAACUGGACAAGGUGGCCAACAAUGUGAGCGUCUUCUAUCGCGUCUCGCCGCGCCACAAGUUGGAGAUUGUCAAGUCGCUGCAACGCACUGGCAACAUUGUGGGCAUGACUGGGGAUGGAGUCAACGAUGGAGUUGCUUUGAAGAAGGCGGACAUUGGCAUUGCGAUGGGCAAGAAUGGCACUGAUGUGUGCAAGGAGGCGGCUGACAUGAUAUUGGUCAACGAUGAUUUUCAUACCAUUAUCGCCGCCAUUGAGGAGGGAAAAGGCAUCUUUUACAAUAUUAGGAACUUUGUGCGCUUUCAGUUGAGCACUUCCAUAGCUGCAUUGGCAUUGAUUGCAUUGGCCACCUUAAUGGACAUUGCCAAUCCAUUGAAUGCCAUGCAGAUACUGUGGAUCAACAUUAUAAUGGAUGGGCCGCCGGCACAAUCGCUGGGCGUGGAGCCCGUGGAUCAUGAUGUGCUCAAGCAGAAGCCACGCAAUGUUAAGCAACCGAUGAUCACGAAAUCUGUGGUGGUCAAUGUGCUCCUCAGUGCCAGCAUCAUUGUCCUGGGUACAUUGUGGGUGUUCCAGCGUGAAAUGGCCGAUGGGACGCUGGGCAAGACAAAGCGGGAUACGACAAUGACAUUCACAUGCUUUGUGUUCUUUGACAUGUUCAAUGCGCUCUCCUGUCGCUCCCAGACGAAGAGUGUGUUCACCAUUGGACUGACCACCAAUCGCAUGUUCCUGCUGGCCGUUGCCUUCUCGAUAAUUGGCCAAAUGCUUGUCGUUUACUUUCCGCCACUCCAGAUGGUAUUCCAAACGGAGGCGCUGACGCCCUAUGACAUACUCUUUCUGGUCACGCUCACCUCAUCCGUGCUGAUUGUUUCCGAGAUCAAGAAAUGGUUCGAGCGUUCCCUGGAGCGCAAAAUGUACAGCACACGCUCCGAGCUGGACUUUGUAUGACAAAACGCAAGCGCUAGAGAAGAGUUGCAUCCAAAAGCCGAGUAAAUUAAACAAUAACAAAAUAAAAAAAAAAACCACAAAAAAAUAGCAAAACUAUGCAAAAACCAAGUGAGGAGCGUGGCAGCGUCAACGGGGUGAGAGUGAGGAUGAGAAAACGACCAUAGAGAAGAAAAGGAGAGAAAAAUAGCGACAUGUGUGUUUAAUUUUACAUUUAACUUAGUCAGCGCCAAAGCCAACAAUAAAUUAGCCCAAAUCGAGAAUCGAAUAUACCAAUCGAACCAAUCGAACCAAAAUUCCAAUAUGUCAAUACAUCAAUAUAUCAAUAUAAAUACGUCAAGUUGUCAAUAUCUUCGGAUCGAGCAUAUUCCAAUUGAUUUCUCAAAUGUAGUAGCAACAAAUGUAAGCAAUCAAUUGAUGUGUUGUUUUUCCUCCACUUUACUUAAUCAUCUAGUUUCUUCAGUUUUGCAUAUUAUUUCUAAAUCAUAAAUAUAAUUUAAUAAUUUUAUAAUUAAAUUCCUAAUUUCUAAGUAGACAAAUUUGCAUGUAUGUAGUAUGUAUUUAAAAAUUGAUUCAGUUCUAAGUGAAGCUUGAAAGCACAUUAAUUGUAUUAAACAAAACAAAUCUCUUUGUAUAUCUCAACGCAUCCGAUAAUACGAUCAUAGUAACAUAUACGUGUAUUGUUAACAAUAAUGUUCAAUUUCCAUAUUAAUCGAUGCGAUUUAUUUACUUUGGCUUUCUAUUUAAACACGAUCUAGUAUUAAAGUUUAUGUUUAAUUUACAAAUUUUCAUUUAAGGUUUGCAAAACAUUUUAAUGUGAUAUUAUUUUAAGCACAUAGAAAGCAAUACAACACCAACACACACAAAUGAAAAGGAAAUAGAUUUCCUACACAUACAUUUAAUAUUUUAUGUUGCUUCUUUAUUAGCUCAACUGGUAUUUUAAUUCUCUGAAAAAUAAAUGUUUGCAAUUUUAAAUCACAUGUAAA
Drosophila innubila is the source of this 4869-nucleotide messenger RNA. RefSeq names its product calcium-transporting ATPase type 2C member 1 (gene SPoCk). NCBI's taxonomy places the organism in Eukaryota, Metazoa, Arthropoda, Insecta, Diptera, Drosophilidae. Gene Ontology annotation, cellular component: plasma membrane; Golgi membrane; endoplasmic reticulum. The transcript has 4 exons. Gene Ontology annotation, molecular function: ATP hydrolysis activity; ATP binding; P-type calcium transporter activity. Bases 776 to 3886 code for a protein of 1036 amino acids. Gene Ontology annotation, biological process: manganese ion transport; intracellular calcium ion homeostasis; calcium ion transmembrane transport. The record is from RefSeq and is a predicted model, not a curated record.